AUGGUGCUGGGGGCCGCUGGCGGUGCCAUCGGCGCCGUGGGAAGCACGGCGGGCGCGUUGGGCAAUGUGUUUUCCCUCGGAUUCGGCCUCAUGACCUUAGCGCCGAAAGCCUUCAAGUUUGCCAAGAAGGCGAAGGAAGCCUACGACCAGUACCAGAAGUACAAAGGAAAGUGGCACUCGGCCAUGGAUCAGAUGUCGGACAUGGCCAGCAAGAUACCGCCGAGCGUUGUGGCGAAGGACAACACCCGAAACCUGGAUUGGGAUGGCGUGCCGCCGAAGCCUAUCUGGGACUUCAAAAAGGCCUCGCCGCACGACUGGGCCACGAGGGCCGUCGAGGCCAACGUCCGCGCCGCCCGGGCGGCACGCGAGGCCCAGGAUGACUUGGCCGAGGCGGCCCAUCACGAGGAGGUGGCGCGGGAAGCAGCCCGGGAAGCUAUGCAAGUCAUCCUCAAAGCGCAGCAGGAUGCCUGGCUCAACGCCGUGCGCUCGCCGUCGGUGCAGCCCUUCAUCCACUACUGCAACCAUUUGGCUAAGGUGGUUGCGGAGGACCCCGCCCACGCGCGGGAACCGGCGACUAUGGACUUACGCCGGUUUUGCCAAGGCUUCCAGGAGGACCUGCAAAGCAUCGUGGAGGCCCUGGCAGGACGCGCCAGGCGGGGGCGAAACUGCAAUGUCGACAUGAUAGCCGUUUCGGACUCGGAGGAGGAUUGCCGGCCGAGCUCAAGUAGCUCAAAAACGCGGGCAAGACCCGCGGAGCCCAUGGCUUCAGAAGGUCGCAAGGUCAAGUUCCGUUCGAUCUCCGACCGGGUGAAGCACGGAGCCUCCUCGAUUUUUUGCGACGUAUGCCAGAAGGCGAUCCCUUCGGCGGAGUUCGUCAAGCACUCCUACGAUCAUGCUUUGAUCCCCUGUGAUCUUUGUGGGAAGAUGCUGGAGCCAGGCGGCUUCAUGGAACACUUGCGCCUCCAUGAGCAGCGUCGCGCCCCAGAAGCCGAGGGCAAAGACCUCGCCGCCUCGUUGAUACCCUGUGAGGUUUGCGGAGAUCUCUUCCUACCCACCGAGUACGCCGCGCAUGUUCAAGAGCAUGAAGCCAAGGCGAUGACGCAAGAUUUGUCCGCCCACCACACACCCGUCUCCAUGGCUGCGCGCUGGGUUGAACAGCUGCGAUCCGCAGCCAGAGACAAGAAUUUGCUCCAAAGCUGCAUUGCAAAUUUCGAUCUGGCUGUCUGCUUUGCCGAGCGGGCAGUGCGGGAAGCGUCCUUUCUACCGGACAAGCCUCCAAAAGUUGUCUAUCACUGGACACCUUCCAAGAAUUUUCAAAGCAUCGUCGACAGCAACUUGUGUGUGCCGGACCAGAAAAAGGUUUUUCACCAGACAGAUGGAGGGAUCUAUGGAAAAGGGAUUUACACCUCCCCCGACUUUGGCUACGCCCGCAACUAUGCAAAAAGGAACGGCGGCUGCUUCAUAUGCUUAGGCUUGCCGGGACGUCAGUACCGCGCCAAUACUUCCACAGAUUCCUGUCGCCCAUGCAAGAAAAACUAUGAGACACAUGUCUCUCCGAACUGGAAGGAAUGGGUAUUCUUUGCAGCUGAUCAGCUACUGCCUUGCUUUUGGGUCGACCAACAUGACGGGCAAACACAGCCAGCCGCGCUCGAGUUGGUCGAGGUUAUGGUGGCCUCAAUUCGGAAGGACUUGGGGCUGCACCAUGCUGAGGAGGACACCAGGAGGGAGGCACGGCAGCGACGCAGGGCAAAAGCUGCCUGA
This is a messenger RNA of Symbiodinium natans, 1761 nucleotides long. The record is from the annotation of a GenBank genome assembly. NCBI's taxonomy places the organism in Eukaryota, Dinophyceae, Suessiales, Symbiodiniaceae.